UAGCGGCCACGGUCAGUGGAGGGUAACCUUUCCCAGUCUGGGUGAUGUCUGGGUCUGGACCCUCCUCUCUCUGACCGUUGUCAGUCAUUGUCACCAGCUCCCUCCCUCCCCCACGGAUCAGUAACAGGAGGAGAGAGGAGGCGGGCUCCAACGCACAUCCUCUAACAUACACACAAGCAGCCUGCCGCUCAGCACAGAGAUCCGCGGGGCAGUAACGGGGGAUAUACCACAGUAUGUUCGGAUGAGGAUAGUCCGUGUUCCACACGGAGCUCCAUGGUCGUGAUGUAGGCUGUGUGCUCGGUGUGGGCACUGACAGGCUGCUGGACCCUCGAGAGCCCUUUGCUCCUUGCUUUUUGCAAAACAGAACGGUCUCGGGAAGCUCCAGCAACACAAGGUCCAAUGUUUUUUGCCCCUGAAACUGCACUAGACCCCAGAGCCAGGGCAUGGAUAUAUCUGAACUGGAGUUUGUUCAGAUAAUAAUAAUCCUCCUGGUGAUGACCCUCAUGAUAGUUGUGAUCAUCUGCCUACUCAACCACUAUUGGCUGCCAGCCCUGGCCUUCCUCAGCAGGCUCAGCCACACCCAGAGAGACCAGACCACACAACUGGAUGGCAGUGUGUGGUCAGACAGUGUGCUGACUCAGCAGAGAAAUACUGAGGUUAUGCCUGGUCGUCUUAACAGCAACAUGCCACACUUCAUGCAGCAGCAGCAACUGUGUCGCUUCCAGCCCACCUACCCUUACCUACAGCAAGAAAUCAUCAACCUCCCCCCCCUCAUCUGCCUGUCAGACGGGGAGGAGCUGCUGCCCUAUAAGGGUCCCUGCAGCUUACAGCUCCGCCACCCAGAGCAGCAGCUGGAGCUGAGUCGAGCUGCUGUGCGUGCUCCGCCGAAUCGGACUGUCUUUGAUAGUGACCUCAUAGAUAUUUACUCGCACAGCAAGAGCCCUCAGGCUCCCAGCAGUAACACUGGAACCAACAAUGCCAGUGCCACAACAGAGGGUCCCCCACCCUCAUACAGUGAGGUGAUGGGAGGCUACCCAAGUUCCACACCCUGCUACAGCCAGUACAACAAUAAUGCGCCACCCACAGACAACAGGUUAGGAUGUGACAGUUCACAGAUGCUGUUUCAUGCUGGCAGCAGUGGUCCUGAGAGCACAGCAAAGACUUCCACUGACUUAAACAGCUGACAGAAGAAAACAGCAUGAGAGAAGAAAUAAGGGAACUGAAUUGUACUAACCAGUCCCUAUUCUCCAUGUUUCCUCAGUCACCCGAGGGGAGCACAUUCUGUCUACCUUAGCUGUACACCCUCACUAAACAUGAACUAACUCUAGGAGCUCAAUUGUUUUUUAUUUCAUAUUAAAGCUGAAAGAUUUUUUUAUUAGGUAUUAAAAUCUCUGCUUUGGUUGUCUAUUUUUGUACGCUUUACACUUCUGUAUGCUGACACUGUGGAUAUUCUGAUUCUGUUGCAAAGAAGAUUUUGUUUUGAUGUACCAGGCUUAUGGACAAACUCCUCUCAAAUCCAGAAAUUAGUGCAGUGAUUCACACUGUCAUUAGUCACUGGGACCUACUGUAGUAUGUAAUGUAAGCAAAUCUGAAGUUGCACUAACCUGGUUAAAAGCAGAGAAUUCCUGUAUUUUUUUGUUUUGGAGUAAAGGAGCUUCUAAGGUAGGAAUAGUAUUUGUUUUGUUGUCUGUGACAGAACUCUGCUCCAGUCUGAAGGAUUCACAUAUUACAGGUUUAUUUUUUAUUUUUGUUUGACAUUGCUAAGAAAAUGGUCCAUCCAGCCAUUAUUUUAGAUGUCAACACCUCAAGCACUCUGAACUUCUGAUCCAGCAAAAGACAGAAUUAUGGGAAAGUUAAUGUUCCUCUUUAAUUCAUGCAUAACAACGCUUUCUCUGUGCCAUUUCUUUUCCACAGCAUUUCUUUAGUUUAUGCUUAUACUGAACCUCAGAACCUCAGUUUACAGCUAAAUCUAAAUGGUUGACAUUAAAUGGUUAGCCAGCAAAGGUUGAAAUCAAUUUUAGAGAGUGGACUAAAACUAGAGCUUCAACAAUAAACAAUGAACAGUUAUUGAUCCAUUCAUUUAUUUUUGCACUUAUUAGUCUGUUAGAGUCCAAAACCAAAGGCUAUUGAGUGUAUAAUGACAUAAAGCAAGCAAAUGAUUGGCAUUUUGCAUGAUAAAUGAGUUAAAUAAUUGUCAAAAUUAACUAAUGACUUUUCAGCACAACUGUUGUUAGUUUACCAGCACUUUGAGGUUUCUGUAAAGUUCUGCACAUGAAUAAUUUUUGUUAUGAUACAGUUUGUACUUCUGGCCACAUCUAAAAUUUGCCAUUGUGCAGUUGUAAUACUACACUGUAAGGCACUUCAAGAUUUAGGUUGAGCUUCAUAAGUAGAAAGGAUUUUAAUUUUAGAGGUUCAGUAUUAGCAGAACUGAUCUCACAUCAGACCCUCCAGCUGCAAACUGAAGCUUAUCAAAUACAGGAUAAGCUUCUCCUACAUGACAUAAACACAAUUAAAAACUGGCACUACAUUAACAUUCAUCAGAAAUAUUUUUUAUAUUAGGUAGAGGGAGAUGAGUUGAACAGCUAUUUCAGCUCGUAAAGUUAAUAACUGGUAUUUCGGUUUUGGGUAAUUGAAAAUUACAAUUGAGCACUGUCUGGUCCACAGCAGUGAUGACAUCAUCAUCACUUUCAAAAUGGUGACCACUGAGCGCCACCUCCAUCUGAGGUAGGGUUCAAACCAGGUGAACAGGACGGGUGUUGGACGUGUUCAAAUUCACAUUUGGCAGAUGACUGCACCAAGGUUGUUGUCCAUUUUCUCAGAGCUGACCUGAAACAGAAAUUCAGCUUCAGACAUUCUACAUAAACACUCCAAGAGUUGAAAUGCAUAUACAUGAAACAAGAGCUGUUUAACUCAUCGCCUUCUACUUUAGGCCAAGAACUUAUCAAUCACCCCUCAUAAUAUUGUGGAGCCAUGCUUAUUUGUGGUAUAUGAGUAUUUAUUUUUUAUUUAUUGAUGUUACUUAGCAAAGCCUAUAAUAACUUUGAGCAGAAUUUGAAUUUGAGCCAUGGUUCAGGAAGUUUUACUGUAACAGCCUGGGACCUGAUGCUCCAUGUCUGCUUUUUUCUGCAUGUCACAUGAAUAUGAGCUAACUUCGUGCCUGAUGGUGACAGUGCAUUGGCCACAGGAAACCACUUGCACUUAAAAAGCCCCCACCUCUGUUGUGCCUAACUUCCAAUGGUGCUUUUUCAGCAGUCUGACUCCUGUGUCUUGAUCUGUACAAUACUGUACAUAUCUUAAUAUAUUAUGCACAUGUCCUACCCAGUGGGAAAAAAAACCCACAGAGAACAUUGUUCAUACUGUAAUUCUGUAAACAUUAAAACAAAGAGGAUGCAUCAGAAAGGCAAA
Molecule: messenger RNA, 3405 nt
Organism: Lates calcarifer (barramundi perch)
Lineage: Eukaryota; Metazoa; Chordata; Actinopteri; Centropomidae
Product: low-density lipoprotein receptor class A domain-containing protein 4
Exons: 4
Coding region: 444-1184 (246 amino acids)
Biological process (GO): negative regulation of transforming growth factor beta receptor signaling pathway
Cellular component (GO): Golgi membrane; early endosome membrane
Molecular function (GO): R-SMAD binding
Source: RefSeq, a predicted model, not a curated record